GUGGUCCCCGGAGGGUGGAGAUGGCGGCUACCGGGGAGUCCUCUCCGGAACCCGCGGCUUCAGAACCGCUAGCAGAGCUGCCUGCCUCGGUGCGGGCGAGCAUCGAGCGGAAGCGGCAGCGGGCGCUGAUGUUGCGCCAGGCCCGACUGGCCGCUCGGCCUUACCCGGCGACGGCGGCUGCGGCUACCGGAGGUGUGACUAAUGUAAAAGCAGCCCCAAAGAUAAUUGACACACGAGGAGGCUUCAUUCUAGAAGAGGAAGAAGAAGAACAUAAAAUUAAAAAAGUUGUUCAUGAACCAGGACCUGUUAUGGAAUUUGAUUAUACAAUAUGUGAAGAAUGUGGUAAAGAAUUUAUGGAUUCUUACCUUAUGAACCACUUUGAUUGGCCAACUUGUGAUAACUGCAGGGAUGCUGAUGAUAAACACAAGCUUAUAACCAAAACAGAAGCAAAACAAGAGUACCUUCUGAAAGACUGUGAUUUAGAAAAAAGAGAACCAACUCUUAAAUAUAUUGUGAAGAAGAAUCCUCAUCAUUCACAAUGGGGCGAUAUGAAACUCUACCUAAAAUUACAGAUUGUGAAGAGGUCUCUUGAAGUUUGGGGUAGUCAAGAAGCAUUAGAAGAAGCGAAGGAAGUCCGACAGGAAAACCGAGAAAAAAUGAAACAGAAGAAGUUUGAUAAAAAAGUUAAAGAGUUACGGCGAGCAGUAAGAAGCAGUGUGUGGAAAAGGGAAACAGUUGCUCAUGAACAUGAGUAUGGACCAGAAGAAAAUGUAGAAGAUGACAUGUACCGGAAGACUUGUACUGUAUGUGGCCAUGAAUUGACGUAUGAGAAAAUGUGAUCACACUCAGUAAAAACUGAUUCUCUAUGGGCAGCAAGACCUUCCUGGGACCAAAAAAGCAUCUGUCUUGAUGACAACAGAGUAACUAGGGGUUCACGCUGCUGAGACAGCAUCACUACUAAUUCCACUUACUGUGGACCUUGGGUAAGUUAUUUACCAGGCUUGUCUUUAUCUUGUCUGUUGGGCAUAAUCAUUUCAUAAGACUAUUGUGAGGAUUAAAUAAGAUGAAUCUGUACCACCUGGCACAAAACAACUACUUGUUUAUGAGCACAUACUGAAAAUCCGAGAGAUUGUGAAAAUCAAAUAGAUCUGUCUAGUUGAGGUUUGCUUCUGUUCACUCUUUACCUUCCUGGUGUCCAGAUACCACUGCUAGCCAAAUCUGCCCGGGCUGGCAAGUUCUUUCCUCAUCUUUCAGGUAAGAUUAUAAAUUAGUAAAUUAUACAAGUCACUACUAAAUACUUCAUAGGAAAAGCAAACAAAACUUCCUUAAUAAUUCCUAGAUGGGAGAUUCAGAAUCAAGGAAAACAAAGUACAUAUUCAUUUUUGACAGAAACAUG
This is a messenger RNA of Talpa occidentalis (Iberian mole), 1396 nucleotides long. RefSeq names its product XPA, DNA damage recognition and repair factor (gene XPA). The transcript has 7 exons. The coding region runs from base 21 to 839 and encodes 272 amino acids. Gene Ontology annotation, cellular component: nucleotide-excision repair factor 1 complex. Lineage: Eukaryota; Metazoa; Chordata; Mammalia; Eulipotyphla; Talpidae. Gene Ontology annotation, molecular function: damaged DNA binding. The record is from RefSeq and is a predicted model, not a curated record. Gene Ontology annotation, biological process: base-excision repair; nucleotide-excision repair, DNA damage recognition; UV-damage excision repair.